Teleopsis dalmanni is the source of this 2034-nucleotide messenger RNA. RefSeq names its product insulin-like growth factor 2 mRNA-binding protein 1 (gene Imp). The coding region runs from base 237 to 1949 and encodes 570 amino acids. The transcript is spliced from 6 exons. Gene Ontology annotation, biological process: nervous system development; regulation of gene expression. Gene Ontology annotation, molecular function: mRNA 3'-UTR binding. The record is from RefSeq and is a predicted model, not a curated record. Gene Ontology annotation, cellular component: cytoplasm; cytosol; nucleus. NCBI's taxonomy places the organism in Eukaryota, Metazoa, Arthropoda, Insecta, Diptera, Diopsidae.
UGAAUCAUAUAAAAUAGUUUUUUCUUUGCUUAACUGGUCUUAAGUAAAAUCUUCAGGAACAAACCAAAUUUACAGUAGAAUAAUGAUUGCUAAAUUGUAGACCGGGUACUCAACUUUCCUAUAAAUAGUUCGGCCAUCUACAUUCUGAUUAUAUAGCAAUAAUUAUACUUGUCUCCGCAUUACUAACUGUUUUGUGUUUAGUUUUGAUUGAUAAGUGAUUUGUGAAAAUAAAUUUUAUGUAUUACGUUUUGCGGAGCAAUUUCAAGGAAGAUACUUCAGAAGCAAAAAUGUUUAAGUUUUUAAGAUUAAGUGUUUCAACAUCAAAAAUUUUAAUAAGCGGCAUACCGCUCCAAACUCAAUUCGAAGACAUCGAACCUCUUCUGAAGCCAUACGGCAUCGUUAAACAGUGUGAGGCUGUCUCUAGUAAGGACCCCAGUACUCAAACAGUACAUAUUACAUUCGAUAGUCCCGAGCAGGCUCAAAGAGCUGCUAGUGGAUUAAACGGUGUUGAAUUUGAAGGCAACAAAUUACACGCUGAACAGCUGGAUAAGAAUCAACGCCGUAACAACCGUAGUCAGCGUAAUCAAUAUCCCGGUAUGCCAGGUCCAGGACGUCAGGCUGAUUUUCCGCUGCGCAUUUUAGUGCAAAGCGAAAUGGUUGGCGCCAUUAUUGGACGUCAGGGUAGCACUAUACGCACGAUAACACAACAAAGUCGCGCACGUGUUGAUGUGCAUCGAAAAGAAAAUGUUGGCUCACUUGAGAAAGCAAUUACUAUAUAUGGUAAUCCAGAGAACUGCACAAAUGCAUGUAAACGUAUUUUAGAAGUAAUGCAACAGGAAGCCAUUUCAACGAAUAAAGGUGAAAUAUGUCUUAAGAUUCUUGCUCAUAAUAACCUUAUCGGACGCAUAAUUGGCAAAAAUGGUAACACAAUUAAACGCAUCAUGCAAGAUACAGACACUAAAAUAACAGUUAGCUCAAUUGAUGAUAUCAGUAGCUUUAAUUUGGAGCGCAUUAUUACCGUUAAAGGUCAAAUAGAUAAUAUGUCCCGUGCUGAGAGUCAAAUAAGCUCAAAACUACGUCAAAGUUACGAAAACGAUUUGCAAGCCAUGGCACCACAGAGCCUCAUGUUCCCCGGUCUGCAUCCGAUGGCUAUGAUGUCAACACCUGGCAAUGGUAUGGUUUUCAAUGCAAACAUGCCAUAUGCUUCGUGUACCGGUUUCCAUAUGUCCAAAACUCCCACCACAGUGGUGCCACCUGCCUUCCCCAAUGAUAUGCAGGAGACCACUUACCUUUACAUACCGAAUAAUGCCGUUGGCGCCAUAAUUGGUACAAAAGGCUCUCAUAUACGCAGUAUAAUGCGAUUCUCGAAUGCAUCAUUGAAAAUUGCACCGCUCGAUGCUGAAAAACCUGCCGAACAACAAACAGAACGUAAGGUUACCAUUGUUGGUACGGCAGAGGGUCAAUGGAAAGCACAGUAUAUGAUUUUUGAAAAGAUGCGUGAAGAAGGUUUUAUGUGCGGUAACGAUGAUGUUAGAUUAACUGUUGAAAUUUUGGUAGCAAGCUCACAGGUUGGCAGAAUUAUUGGUAAGGGUGGACAAAAUGUACGUGAAUUGCAACGUGUCACUGGUAGUGUUAUUAAAUUGCCAGAACAUGCUAACGUUGCACCCUCUGGAGGUGAUGAAGAUACACCAGUUCACAUUAUUGGACAAUUCUAUAGUGUUCAAUCUGCUCAGCGACGUAUACGUGCUAUGAUGAUGUCAACGAAUCCGCCACCAGUUACCAAAAAACAGAAAGCUGCCAAAGAACAGUCCGCCGCUGCAGCUGCUGCUGGUAGUGGGUCGCAUGCACACCAGCCUCAGCAGCAACAGCAACCGCCACAACAACAUGUUCAACAACAAGUCCCACAACAGCAACCAACCCAGCAACAAGGUACAAGUUCAAGUCAGUAAGCUUACGUCUAAAAUACAAAUUUUCGUUUUCGUUCACAAAAAUUAUAUAUUUUAAUUUUAUUGUAAGAUUUUAUAAAAGUUUAAA